Danaus chrysippus (African queen) is the source of this 426-nucleotide messenger RNA. NCBI's taxonomy places the organism in Eukaryota, Metazoa, Arthropoda, Insecta, Lepidoptera, Nymphalidae. The record is from the annotation of a GenBank genome assembly.
AUGGGCGUGGCCAGCGACGGAUGCACCAAUGAGAUGAGCCACAUUAUCUGCGUCUUUGUCCGUCAGGAGUCUGAAGAACGCAUCAAGUACCAAUAUAUAGCGUACGCGGCAGUUAUCAUACACCUUUCCACCUACUUAGUCCCAAUAAUAGGUCGGGGCACGCGACAGGACACCGUGACAAAAGCACUGCACUACAAACCAUCAUUACCAAAUCGAAGAAAAAGAAGUCAAAGCCAGCUGCCUUCCUACUUCCUUUCCUUACAAACGUGUAAUACAAGAUGUUCGUAUUGUAUGCCGGAGGUCAAUAUAACCGCGUUCAUUAGAAACCAGUUCCAAGCAUCUGCCGAGGGCGGCGCGCGGCGUCUUCCGUUGCAUUGUGAGCGCACAGCCGUCUGCGCACGCGCCGAUGUUGCAAUUCUACGCUGA